This is a messenger RNA of Hipposideros armiger (great roundleaf bat), 4346 nucleotides long. RefSeq names its product rabphilin 3A (gene RPH3A). The record is from RefSeq and is a predicted model, not a curated record. Bases 294 to 2141 code for a protein of 615 amino acids. Gene Ontology annotation, molecular function: small GTPase binding. Gene Ontology annotation, biological process: exocytosis; regulation of calcium ion-dependent exocytosis; spontaneous neurotransmitter secretion. NCBI's taxonomy places the organism in Eukaryota, Metazoa, Chordata, Mammalia, Chiroptera, Hipposideridae. The transcript is spliced from 20 exons. Gene Ontology annotation, cellular component: extrinsic component of synaptic vesicle membrane; synapse; neuron projection.
AGAGAGAGAGAGAGAGAGAGAGAGAGAGAGAGAGAGAGAGAGCAAGCGAGCAAGAAGGCUCACAGAGCAAAAACCUUCAUCCAUGUGGAGAGCAGUCUGAGGGACUGCCUUCUGCCUUUUUCCACUGACUGGUCUGACUUUUCUUCCAGCAGUGGCACCUCCACUGAGCCUUCAAACCAAGUCAUCGGGAGUUAGAAUCUUCCCACCCAGCCGGGAAGGGAGGAGUUGGCAAGAAUUUGGCUUACCCGUACCCCCUGCAAUCCUCUGGUGUUGUGGAGCGCGUGACUUCUGCCAUGACUGAUACCGUGUUCAGCAACAGCUCCAGUCGUUGGAUGUGUCCCAGUGACCGACCCCUUCAAUCAAAUGAUAAAGAACAGCUCCAGGCAGGCUGGUCCGUCCGUGCCGGAGGUCAGCCCGACAGACAGAGAAAGCAGGAAGAGCUGACAGAUGAGGAGAAGGAAAUCAUCAACCGGGUGAUCGCCCGGGCUGAGAAAAUGGAAGAGAUGGAGCAGGAGCGAAUCGGGCGCCUGGUGGACCGUCUGGAGAAUAUGAGGAAGAACGUGGCUGGGGAUGGAGUGAACCGCUGCAUACUGUGUGGAGAACAGCUGGGGAUGCUAGGCUCUGCCUGCGUGGUGUGUGAGGACUGUAAGAAGAAUGUCUGCACCAAGUGCGGGGUGGAGACCUCCAACAACCGCCCACAUCCCAUGUGGCUUUGCAAAAUCUGCAUCGAGCAGAGGGAGGUGUGGAAGCGUUCUGGAGCGUGGUUCUUCAAGGGUUUCCCCAAACAGGUCCUCCCACAGCCUAUGCCCAUCAAGAAGACCAAGCCCCAGCAGCCUGUCAGCGAGCCCGCUGCCCCUGAGCAGCCCACCGCUGAGCCCAAGCACGCUGUCCGGGCUCCAACACACGGUGACACUGAUGACCGGAGGGGCCCAGGGCAAAAGCCAGGCCCUGACCUGGCCUCUGCUCCCGGGCGAGGAAACUAUGGGCCGCCUGUGCGCCGGGCCUCCGAGGCUCGAAUGAGCUCAUCCAGCCGGGACUCAGAGAGUUGGGACCACGGCCAGGGCUCAGCUGCCAGUGACUCCAGCCGGAGCCCAGCAGGUUUGAGACGGGCCAAUUCAGUCCAGGGCUCCAGACCUGCCCCCACCUCUGUGCAGAGCCCAGUGCCUCCUCAGCCUGGGCAGCCAGCUGAACGAAUGUUGUCUUGGUCCCUGCCUCUUUCCCGUCCAGCCACCCUGGGUGCCCUGGAGUUCAGCCUUCUCUACGACCAGGACAACAGUUCCUUGCACUGCACCAUGAUAAAGGCCAAGGGACUGAAGCCCAUGGACUCCAAUGGCUUGGCCGAUCCCUACGUUAAGCUGCACCUCCUGCCGGGAGCCAGCAAGUCCAACAAGCUUCGGACAAAAACCCUGAGGAACACUCGGAACCCCGUCUGGAAUGAGACUCUGAUCUAUCAUGGCAUCACGGACGAGGACAUGCAGAGGAAAACCCUUAGGAUCUCUGUCUGUGACGAGGACAAAUUCGGCCAUAACGAGUUUAUUGGAGAGACCAGAUUCUCACUCAAGAAACUGAAGCCCAACCAGAGGAAGAACUUCAAUAUCUGCCUGGAGCGAGUGAUUCCUAUGAAGCGUGCCGGGACCACCGGGUCCGCCCGAGGCAUGGCCCUUUAUGAGGAGGAGCAGGUGGAACGUAUUGGUGACAUAGAGGAACGAGGCAAGAUCCUGGUGUCCCUCAUGUACAGCACACAGCAGGGUGGCCUCAUCGUGGGCAUCAUACGUUGCGUGCACCUGGCCGCCAUGGAUGCCAAUGGCUACUCAGAUCCAUUUGUCAAGCUCUGGCUGAAACCAGACAUGGGAAAGAAGGCCAAACACAAGACUCAAAUUAAGAAGAAAACCUUGAAUCCCGAAUUUAAUGAGGAGUUCUUCUAUGACAUCAAACAUAGUGACUUGGCGAAGAAAUCACUGGACAUCUCAGUCUGGGACUAUGACAUUGGCAAGUCCAACGAUUACAUCGGAGGCUGCCAGCUGGGGAUCUCGGCCAAGGGGGAGCGCUUAAAACACUGGUACGAGUGUCUGAAAAACAAGGACAAGAAGAUCGAACGCUGGCACCAGCUACAAAACGAGAACCACGUGUCCAGCGAUUAGAAUGGUGCCCAAGUCCCCAACUCCAUGCUCCACGCCCUGCCCUGGUCGCCACUCCCCGUCCCCAGCCUGCCCCAGCAGCCCGUUGCACUCUGGCGACUCUUCUCUACGUCUCCCCCCACCCCAUCCCCUGCCACCCGCCUAGAGCCUGCCCUUGAGGUCUCCCCCUCACCUUGGGCACUGCCACCAAAGACCUCCUCCUUCUGUGAUGCUGCGAUGUGAGCUCUGAGCGCAGCCGCUCUCCGGUCCCUCCAGGGUGGAGAGCAGUAAGGACAGGGGCAGGGAGAUUUUUUACAAGGAGGUUGUUAAUUUAACCACCUUCCAGUUGGGGUCAUUACAAACGUUCGUCAGCAUUUAGGACUGUUUUUAGACCCUCCUGGCCUGCCACCUGUGUGCACCUGUAUGCGUGAACAGGUGCACACAUGCCCGACGAGCAUUUACUGUGUCGUGUCUGCUGGCUGUGUGUCCCCUCGGUGGUCAGCAGACCCGGACGAGGCUGUGAGGACCGCGUGUUGGGGCAGAAACAGAGUUUCCGGUUUCCCACCGCCUCUCCACAUAUACACCCCAGUUGCCAGGAAAACAGCCCACCGUGUUCAAAAUUCCUGGUGACUAGGGACCGUCUCCCAGCUCCCAAAGGCUUCAAGAAAUGGACACGCAGAAUACACAAAGGGACUCGGUCACCCCCCUCUUUCAGGACAUCACCUGAAUGAUUCCUAGGAAAAAACAACCCCCGUCUCUACCCCACCCCCCUGCCCAACCCCUGCUUCUCUCUCCUCCCCCUUCCCUCCCAUGUCCCUUACACCUCACAAAACUCUCCCCUUUUCACCCUCUCACCUCUUCUCUCUACUCCCAUCUCUCUCCCUCUUUAAGGGAGUCAAAUAGCAAAAGCAAAAAAAUACCCUCCCACAGCCUUCCUCCCUCGCCUCCUCUCACCAGCCUGACCAGCAAACGCUGAGAAACUGGCAAAAAUCCUAAGUUCCACUUAGGCCGGCGCUUGUUCAAACCACCCCCUUCUCCUGUUGGCAGAGCCAGGUGGCCUGGGGCCUCGGUGGCGGCUGCUGCGUCCCCAGGUGCAUGGCAGCAUCCUGCAGGCUGUGCAGACUCCCCACUGAGGGGCCUUCUCAGGCCCUGGCCUCCCCAAGUGGGCGCAGAAGGUCUUUAGAAACCAGAGCUCUGGGUCUGAGGGGGGGCCUCUCCAAAGCCUCAGCAUUAGGUUUCUCGUUCUCUGCUCUUAGUUAAAUGAACCUACCGCCCACCCCUGACCCUGAUCCUCUGCUCCUUUGAUUCUCUCGGACAGUCUCUCACUCAGAACCGCCUCAACCUCUGUGUCUCAGUCUCUCUGUCUAUGUCUUGCAACCCCUUCACCAAGUGUAUCGGAAGAAUAAAAUGCCACCAUCAUGGAUCUAAAACUUUAGAGAGUGACAGGCCCUGAUGUCAAAGGCCUUUGUUCCAUCAUGAAUCGUUCAGUCUUUUUCCUUAAAAAAAAAAAAUAAAUAAAUUUUUUUUUAAGGAGAAAAAGGCAAUGGGGACAAACAUAAAUUUGAAGUUCGGUGGGAGCAUCCUUCAGUGCUGUGUGAGAAAGACUUGGUUGUUUCCAACUUCCAUAAAGUCUUUCCCCUGUAAAAAUCACGCUCUCUGUCCAACCUCGCCCCCCGUUACGUAUCGACAUCAUCAGAUGGGCAGUCAAACUCUCACUUUCUCCAAAAACACACCUUUUUACCUUCCUUUUCAGGGUUCUCCACCCCCAGCUCUCUGCACAGUUCAUUGAAAGUCACUGAUUACUUGCCUCGAAUAACCACUUUCUAAACAUCAAGUUCUCUGCCUUCCCCAAGAUGGCGCACAGCUUCCGAGCUGCCAUCUGGCCUCCUGACCCCCUCUUUCCCCGUCAGUCCCCCUGGCACCCACUCUCAGCCCACCUCCUUUCCAGGGUUUGCCCUUAGGAGAAAGCAUGCUGGCUGCGUCGCCCACGCCUGACGCUGGCAUUAGCACUGGAAUCCGCACGUGGCAAGCUCAAAGUGCCCACAGCCCAGGCGCACGCUCUCUCUGCUCUCCUCCAAAUGUAACCGCCUCCCUCCCUAGAAUACACACACACACACACACACACACACACACACACACCGGUGCAUGCAGAGCAGUCCCACCACCUUUCUUUGUGAUGAUGUAGCCCGAAAAUAAAGUAGCAAUAUCCAGGAAUACUGGUGGCCCGCA